AUGACGUAUAAUCUAGACGAGUUAGAAGCUCCGGAAUGGUUGAAUGAUGAGUUCUUCUGCAAUGUGAUGCGUGAAUCGAAUAAUGAUCCAACGAUCGAGCUCACGAGUGCGUGUGUCUUACGGCCGGGUACGAACAAAGGUGAUCAUUAUGCAAGUGUCAUGUUCCGGACGACUGUAAAGUAUCGAUCAAAGCGCAACAAUGAGGAGAAAUCAGUCAACAUCAUCAUGAAAACGAAACCGGAAGCAGAGGGUCUUAAGAAGGAGCUGCUUGACGAUGAUAGCCUGUUUGCGAUUGAAUUAGAAAUGUACAGCAAAACUCUACCAGAAAUGGCACGAAUGUUGAAGGAAAUUGGAGAGGAGUACAAGUUUCCGCGAUACAUUUAUGGAAUGAUGAAACCUCGAACCAUCCUUAUAUUGGAGGACAUCAGUGACCAGGGAUGGGUGAUGGGAGAUUUUAUCAGCACCUUUGAUGACAUGAAGCCGAUUGUGAAAGAUAUAGCAAUGUUCCAUGCCGCAUCGGUGAUGAUAGAAAGCUCAGACUCCACGUUCGCUGGCAAGCAUGCUUACUCCAUGGGUGAAAAGUUCAUGGCCUUCGAGGGAAUGGUCAACAAAGGCUUUGGAGACUUAAUGCAGCUGACCGCUUCAUACCCGGAGUUUGCCCAUUUUGCGGAACCCUUAGAGAAGUUUAAAGUGGGUGUCCGUGAUUUUUACGUGUCGCUGUAUAACUCUACCAAAACGUACCAGAACGUGUUGAUACACGGUGAUUUCCAUAGCAAAAAUAUGCUGCACCAAGUCGAUGCAGAAGGACGCCACACGGAUACGAUACUGUUGGACUAUCAGAUCUGUUGCUGGACUACACCUGCCAUCGAUCUGUACUAUCUGCUGGAUAUGAUACCAACGCAAGAGAUUAAGGAUAAACAUAGGUCCGAGUUGAUUUACAUGUAUUACCAGCAGUUUAGCGAUCUGUUGAAGCGGUUAGGAUUUUUGGGAAAGAUUCCAAGCUUGUUGGAUUUACAGAUAGAGCUACUCCGAUAUGCAGGACUCGAAUUGUUCCAUUAUGCGGUUUUCAGCAGCUUCCGGUACAUGGAUCAAAAUGCAGUCGAUAUCGAGGGAUUGCUCAAGGGUGAGGUCGACAAUCCCGUGUUAAACAAUCCUGAGUUCAAGAAGCUAAUGCAUUCCGAGUUAUCAAGAUUCCUGCAUCAGGGGACGCUAUCAAGUAAAGGCUUUGAGUUUCUUGAACUACAUUCGCCUCUCAAGGAGUUGGAACUAGCCCGUGUAUCGGAAGCUUCGAUAUGUGACGAGUUAGAAGCUCCGGAGUGGUUGAAUGAUGAGUUCUUCUGCAAUGUGAUGCGUGAAUCGAAUAAUGAUCCAACGAUCGAGCUCACGAGUGCGUGUGUUUUACGGCCGGGUACGAACAAAGGUGAUCAUUAUGCAAGUGUCAUGUUCCGGACGACUGUAAAGUAUCGAUCAAAGCGCAACAAUGAGGAGAAAUCAGUCAACAUCAUCAUGAAAACGAAACCGGAAGCAGAAGGUCUUAAGAAGGAGCUGCUUGACGAUGAUAGCCUGUUUGCGAUUGAAUUAGAAAUGUACAGCAAAACUCUACCAGAAAUGGCAAGAAUGUUGAAGGAAAUUGGAGAGGAGUACAAGUUUCCGCGAUACAUUUAUGGAAUGCUGAAACCUCGAACCAUCCUUAUAUUGGAGGACAUCAGUGACCAGGGAUGGGUGAUGGGAGAUUUUAUCAGCACCUUUGAUGACAUGAAGCCGAUAGUGAAAGAUAUAGCAAUGUUCCAUGCUGCAUCCGUGAUGAUAGAAAGCUCAAAUCCUACAUUUGCCGACAUACAUACUCACUCCAUGGGUGAAAAGUUCAUGGCCUUCGAGGGAAUGAUCAAUAAAGGUUUUAGAGACAUGAUGCAGCUGACCGCUUCAUACCCAGAGUUUGCCCAUUUUGCGAAACCCUUAGAGAAGUUUAAGGCGAAUCUUCGUGAGUUUUACGUUACUAUCGAUGAUCCAACCAAAACGUACCAGAACGUGUUGAUACACGGUGAUUUUCAUUAUAAAAAUAUGCUGCACCAAGUCGAUGCGGAAGGACGUCACACGGAUACGAUACUGUUGGACUAUCAGAUCUGUUGCUGGACUACACCUGCCAUCGAUCUGUACUAUCUGCUGGAUAUGAUACCAACGCAAGAGAUUAAGGAUAAACAUAGGUCCGAGUUGAUUUACAUGUAUUACCAGCAGUUUAGCGAUUUGUUGAAGCGGUUAGGAUUUUUGGGAAAGAUUCCAAGCUUGUUGGAUUUACAGAUAGAGCUACUCCGAUAUGCAGGACUCGAAUUGUUCCACUACGUCGUCUUCGACUCAUUCCGAUACUUGGAUCAAAGUACAGUCGAUAUCGAGGGAUUUCUGAAGGGUGAAAUCGAGAAUCCCGGGAAUUUAUUCAUCAUGCAAGAUCCAGCUCCGGAACUGGCGUGGAUUAAUCGGGAUUAUUUUACGCAUGUACUGGAAACCUAUCUGCACGCGGAUGUUACCGUGGAGCGAUACGAACUGGCUGCUGGAUGUCCGGGUGGGCAGAAUUUUAUGAGCGCGAUUGUACGCGCCACCGUCCAUUACACGCUGCCCAGUACGGACCCGACCCGCCCAGAGACGGUGUCAUUAAUUGUGAAGACGAAGCUAGCUAACGCAGAGCUGGCUGAGGGAGCAGACCAGCUGAAUGUGUUCGGUAUCGAGAAAACCGUAUACGGGCCCGUUUUGAAAGCUGUCCGGGAACUGCUGACCAGCUUCGGUGAUUGUACACAAUUUGCACCUCGAUUUAUCUACGAAGAUGAACACGCGCUGGUACUGGAAGAUUUAGCUGUUAAGGGUUAUCGGCAGCCGGAUCGGCGGGAACGGCUCGAUCAGCACCACAUGCGAUUGAUCGUGCAGAAGCUGGCGAAAUUCCACGCUGCAACGGCUGUACUGGGUCGGAAGAAUCGUGACCUAUUCAGCGGACUGGCAAGUACCAACUUUGCCAGCGAAGGGAAUCCCAUCCAUCUGUUCUAUGCGAACGCUAUACAGCACUGUAUCGAUCAGACGGUGCGAGUUCCCGAGCUGUCGCAGUACACAGAAUUUCUUCGUUCUUUCCUCGAGCAAGCCAUAGAACGUGAGGCGCGAAGCUACGAAUGUGACGAGUCGGGCUUCAACGUUCUUAACCAUGGCGAUAUGUGGCUAAACAAUUUGCUGUGGAAGUACGAAACGGACGGUAUAGUCAGUGAUGUGAUUAUGGUGGAUUACCAGGAAAGCUUCUACGGUUCGCCAGCGUUCGACCUAAACCACUUGCUGUACUCCUCGGCCAACAGUGUGAUCCAGCGGGCGGGUUUUGACGAUCUCGUACAGCUGUACACGGACGAGCUGUUGGGAGCGCUGCGGCAAUUUAAAUAUGACGGUCCCCUGCCCGAUUUAGCGCGCGUGCGAACGGAAAUGGCAUCAAAACGCGACCACGCACUCAUCGUAACGACCUGCAUUGUGCCACCGCUGAUACUGGAAAAUAGCGAGCUGGCCACACCGGAGAAUAUGCUCGGCGAUCACGAGGAAGCUGUGCGUACGCGGGAGGAGAUUUUUAGCAAUCCAAAGUUUAUUGAAAUCCUUACCAUUUUGUUACCGCGGCUGACGGUGGAUGGGGUCAGUAGUUAA
Molecule: messenger RNA, 3663 nt
Organism: Anopheles maculipalpis
Lineage: Eukaryota; Metazoa; Arthropoda; Insecta; Diptera; Culicidae
Exons: 13
Coding region: 1-3663 (1220 amino acids)
Source: RefSeq, a predicted model, not a curated record